Molecule: messenger RNA, 1290 nt
Organism: Trematosphaeria pertusa
Lineage: Eukaryota; Fungi; Ascomycota; Dothideomycetes; Pleosporales; Trematosphaeriaceae
Product: carbohydrate esterase family 9 protein
Exons: 1
Coding region: 1-1290 (429 amino acids)
Biological process (GO): N-acetylglucosamine catabolic process
Molecular function (GO): N-acetylglucosamine-6-phosphate deacetylase activity
Source: RefSeq, a predicted model, not a curated record
AUGCGCCCCAACGGCACUGCUGCCCAUGCCGAGCGCUCCGGCGUCAUCAAGUUCACCAACUGCCUGCUGGUCAAAGGCAAAGAACUCGUCAACGACGACCUCUGGGUAAGCUCGGCGACCGGCAAGAUCUUGAACGGGCAAGAGAUACUCUACGGCCAGCGCACAGCUCCAGAUAGCAUCGUCGACCUGGGCGGUCGCAUCCUGUCCCCCGGCCUCAUGGAUGUGCAACUCAACGGCGCCUUUGGCUUCGACUUCUCCCUCAUCCCGGAGGACGGCGCCGCGGGCUACAGCAAGGGGGUGCAGCGAGUGAACAGGAACCUCAUCCUUAGAGGCGUCACAUCCUACCUGCCCACGGUUACCUCGCAGCGGCCCGACGUCUAUCACACGGCAGUUCCCUACCUGGGCCCCUCAGGUGCUUCCCGAGACCCCUCCCUAGGCUCCGAGUCUCUCGGCGCCCACAUCGAAGGGCCCUUCAUCAAUCCGGCUAAGAAUGGCAUCCACAAGAUUGAAGUUCUGCAGACAGCACCAAACGGCAUCUCCGACAUGCUGACCUGCUACGGCGCCUCAAACCUCGCAUCGCCGCCCGUCAAGCUCCUGACGCUCGCCCCCGAACUCCCCGGCGCGCUAUCCUGCAUCCAGUCCCUCAGAGAACGCGGCAUCAUCGUAUCUAUCGGCCACUCAGACGCUACCUACGAAGAAGCAAAGCUCGGCAUUAAAGCCGGCGCGACCAAGAUAACUCAUCUCUUCAACGCGAUGAAGCCCCUGCACCACCGCAACCCAGGCAUCUUCGGCCUGCUCGGCACCGAAUCCUCCUCCAUCUCUAAGCCGUACUUCGGCAUCAUAUCCGACGGUAUCCACAUCCACCCGACCUCCAUCAAGAUCGCCUGGAACGCGCACCCCGACGGCCUUAUCCUCAUCACCGACGCCAUGCGGCUGGCCGGUAUGCCCGACGGGACCUACGACUGGACAAACGGGUCGCGCAUCAUCAAAAAGGGCCACUUGCUCACGCUUGAAGAGAAUGGGAAGAUUGCAGGCAGCAGCAUCGAGCUCAUCGACUGCGUGAACAACUUCCUAAACUGGACGCGCGCGAGUGUGCCCGAGGCGCUGAAAGCGGUUACGGAAACGCCGGCGAAGAUGCUGGGCAUGGAAGAUGUGAAGGGAACGUUGAAAGAGGGGGCUGAUGCGGAUUUGGUGGUGCUGGAUUUUCAAGUUGGUGAGGUUGGCGCGGAGAAGAAGUUAGUGGUUGAUCAGGUGUGGAAGUUUGGCGUCAAGGUUUUCGACAGGGAAUAG